This is a messenger RNA of Linum tenue, 579 nucleotides long. NCBI's taxonomy places the organism in Eukaryota, Viridiplantae, Streptophyta, Magnoliopsida, Malpighiales, Linaceae. The record is from the annotation of a GenBank genome assembly.
AUGGGUUCAGUAGUUCAUGUCCUUCUCCUCAUCCUCCUAGCUCUCCGCGCUCUCUCUACUGCCGCCGGACUCGGCGGCAGUCGGCCUACUUCCAACCCUCCCCCUCCUCCGCCGUGGCGCCACCACGUUUUCAUCAGCCACCGGGGACCCGACGGCCGCCGCAACUUCACCGACCACCUCGACUCCGCCCUCCGCCGCGGCAAACGCGUCCGGGUGUUCCGCGACGACGUGGACCUCCGUCGAGGCGAGAACAUCACGGAGGCCAUCUCACGCGCCAUCGAGGAGUCCAUGCUGUCCGUCGUCGUGCUGUCCAGAGGUUACGCCUCGUCGGAGUACUGCCUCGACGAGCUGGUCAAGAUCAUGAAGUGCAGGAAUUCGGAGAAAGGGCACCAGCCUUUCCCCGUUUUCUACAAAGUCUCCCCCGACGAUGACGUGGCCGAUCCGGCGUCCUCUGGGAUCUACAAGGCCGACUUUGAUAGGCACAAGAGGAUGUACAGCUACGAGAGGGUGAAUGGCUGGAUCCACGCUCUCCGCUCCAUUUCCCAUAUCUCCGGCUGGGUCAUCGACGAUCACACGUAA